This is a messenger RNA of Linum trigynum, 787 nucleotides long. Lineage: Eukaryota; Viridiplantae; Streptophyta; Magnoliopsida; Malpighiales; Linaceae. The record is from the annotation of a GenBank genome assembly.
UUUGAACAUGAGCAUUGUUGGGUCAUCCUUCGAAAUUGCCCAAAGUGGUAUUGUGACCCUCAAUUGGUUGUCGGUCCAAUUCCACCUAUGGGUCAAGGUUCUCAAGGUUCUCCCAUAGGUAUUGGUUCUCAAUCCUCCCCUGUGGAAGGCCUCGACGACAUACCAGACGAGGGAGCUACGCCUUUCGUGCUGUCUCGCCCUGAAGGACGCGACAAACAAAAGGCAGUAAAAAAGAAAGGUAAGGUAGUUGCAGAGUCGUCAGACAUGUACACUACUCAACUGCUAGAGUUUGGUAAUGAUAUGAGAGAGAGGCAAAAGUCGAGGAUGGAGUACGAAAAUAGAAAAAUUAAUCUUCAAGAGAGGAGACUAGAGAGGGAAGCCGAGGAAUGGGCAUACAAGAGGCAAGUGAGGGUGCAGGAAGCGGAACAAUGGGCUCUUGAGAAGAAAGAGAGAGAGGCCGCAAUACUUCAACAAAAUAUGAAUAUUCUGGAGAAGGAUUUGUCAAAGAUGACACCAAGAAAGAAGAAAUUUUGGAGGAGUAAACAAAAUGACAUCUAUGGGUACGAUCAAGAUGAUCCCAACUCUAAUCCAGGAGAUGGCGGAGAUGGAGAUGCAAGUGGUGGAGGAGAUGGAGAUGAAAGUGGAGGUGAUUACUUUCCUGUUAUGGAUUAUGAUUAGAAGAAGGUCCUAUGCGUACUAAUUGAGGCUUUUAUUGCUUUAUGUGGUGUGUUGUGUGUUGUAUUUGAACUUUGAGCAUUUUCAUGUGUAAUAAAAAAAACUAGUCGUU